Molecule: messenger RNA, 2600 nt
Organism: Harpegnathos saltator (Jerdon's jumping ant)
Lineage: Eukaryota; Metazoa; Arthropoda; Insecta; Hymenoptera; Formicidae
Product: sodium-independent sulfate anion transporter
Exons: 10
Coding region: 605-2419 (604 amino acids)
Biological process (GO): transmembrane transport
Cellular component (GO): membrane
Source: RefSeq, a predicted model, not a curated record
ACACGAAUAAUGCGUUCGUGACGUACAAGACAUUCGUAUUACGCGUGUAUCUGAUCGCACCGGGAGAAACGACGGCCGCUUUUCAUUUUCGCGAGUUCAAAAGCAGCGGAAAGAUCCGCCGGAGAUCCAAGAUCUGUCAAGCCAGCUGAGCCGAGGACGGGCAGGCGAGCCCAAAAAGAGUGAGCCUCCUCUCGCAGCGGCCUCGUUACCUCUCGGUAUGCAACGAGGAGGCAGCCGACUUGUUGCCAAACAAUUCGCUGGUGAUUCCCGUGCUCGCCGAUCGCGACGACGACGACAACGACGACGACGGCGGCGAUGUCACAUGAGCAACGAAUCGCCAAGUGCUGCUUCUGAGAAAGGAGGACACGCGACAGUGCUUCGACGAUGUCGCGAUGCAAGAGCCCGAUUUAAGAUCUCGAAUCGCUGCGAAUCAAUCGGCCGAUUGAUCUUUCCGAGCAGUCCGAGGCGCGCGAGAAACGGAAUACGGAAAUCGCCCGACCGAUGAGAGAACCCGGAGAACGCCAAGUCUGACCGCUCUCAUUGAUCGACGUUGCUUCUCGUAACGAUUGGAAGGAUCUUGGAAGAAUCGGUCGGAUUGACAACAAUGGGUGAAGUUAAUUUUAUCAAGAAGACUGUCAGAAACAGAGUCCCCGCGCUGAAAUGGUUGCCGCGCUACAAGGCGGAAGACGCGCUGGGUGACCUCGUUGCGGGCCUCACCGUGGGACUGACCUUGAUACCUCAAGCGAUUGCUUACGCCGGACUGGCUGGCUUAGAGCCGCAGUAUGGACUGUACAGCUCGUUCGCUGGAAGUUUCGUCUACAUCAUUUUCGGGACGUGUCGGGAGGUCAACAUCGGCCCGACCGCGCUCAUAUCUUUGCUUACCUGGACGUACGCAAGAGGAAUUCCCGAGUACGCGGCCUUGUUGUGCUUCUUGUCGGGAUGCGUGACGAUCCUACUCGGCAUCCUGCGCUUGGGAUUCCUGGUGGAGUUCGUGUCGAUACCGGUGGUGUCCGGGUUCACGUCGGCUGCGAGUCUCAUCAUCGCCUGCAGCCAGAUCAAGGGCCUGCUAGGCCUCAGCAUUCACGGUGAAAGCUUCGUCGACAUAUGGCACGAGCUGGCCAACAGCAUCACCGACACCAAGAUACCGGACUUGAUCUUGUCUUGUUGUUGUAUUCCGAUUCUGUUGCUUCUUAAGCAUUUGAAGGAUAAAAAAGUCAGCGAUAUCAAGCUGAAGAGGUUCCUUUGGACAAUCGGUACGGCCAGAAACGCGCUCGUGGUCAUUCUCUGCGCGGUUGCAUCCUACAUCUUCGAGACGCGUGGCGGUGCACCGUUCGUUCUCACGGGUCACAUCAACGCCGGUCUGCCGAGUGUCGAGCCACCUCCGUUUUGGCGAAAGGUCGGCAACGAAACUGAGAGUUUCAUCGACAUGGCCAAGAACUUGAAGACUGGCAUCUUGGUGGUGCCGCUGAUUUCGAUCAUCGGGAACGUCGCUAUCGCGAAAGCCUUCUCACGAGGCAUGCCCUUAGACGCCACGCAGGAGAUGCUGACCCUCGGUCUCUGCAAUGUAGUGGGCUCGUUCUUUCAUUCGAUGCCCGUCACUGGCUCCUUCUCCAGGAGCGCGGUGAACAACGCUUCCGGCGUGCGGACUCCCUUUGGCGGCGUGUACACAGGCGUUCUAGUCGUACUCGCGCUGAGUUUAUUGACUCCGUAUUUUUAUUACAUCCCGAAGGCGACGCUCAGCUCCGUUAUAAUCAGCGCGGUGAUAUUCAUGGUGGAGGUCGGUAUGGUAGUUCCGCUUUGGAAGUGCAAUAAACGUGAUUUAAUACCGGCGUUCGUGACAUUCCUCGCAUGCUUGUUCGCCGGUGUUGAGCUGGGAAUCGUGAUAGGUGUGACAAUUGAUCUUGCUAUACUGAUAUACCUCAAUGCACGACCAGCGAUAUAUAUCGAAUACAGAAACACUGCGGCAGCGAGUUACGUGUUGGUGCGUCCUAGCGCCGGGCUUCUGUUCCCGGCGGUGGAUUAUCUGAGAACAUAUUUGACAGAGGUGUUGUCGAAAAAGUAUCAGAGCUCUUUGAAAAAUCCUAAAAUCUUGAUGAACGUCGUAUUAGACUGCGAGCACAUUGACAAGAUCGACUUUACGGCCGCGCAGGGUAUCAGUACGGUCGUGAAAGAUUUUGACGAUAAGAAUCGUCAAUUAAUAAUGCUGCGUCCAAAUGGUGACGUGUUAAAAGGCGUACAAUCGAUGUUAAGCAAGCCCAUUUUAAUGGCGAAAAACGACGUUGAUCUGCUUACCAUUCUGAACGAUUUAAAAACUGUAGAGCGAUUUAGUCGAGACUCGAAGAAUUUUAUCGAGAUAGACACCUCGAAUUGUAAAAUUGUCUCUGACGGGACGAAUGAACUUAUAACUACAAAAUUAUGAUAUAUCUUGAAAAUCUAUACGAUAUAGUGUUGGAUAUAAUCAAAAUUUGUAUUUAUUUUCAUAAAAAUCUUCAAUUGACAAAAAUAAACUAUAUCAUAUCCGUUAACGAUACAGCUUAAGCAAAAAUAAGGUAGAAAAAUAGAGUUUAUAUAGAAUACAAUGUUCUGUGUGUAAUAUUUUA